CAAUAAAUAAACAUGGUAGUUUAAGGGGGCGGAGCGAAUUGGUAACUACUUGGCAAAAUGAUAAAAAAACAUUAUCUGUAUUUUAUAUCCUUAUAAUACAAUAGUUUAAUUAUUUAGUGUAUGUGGCAGCAAACCGGUAGAAUUUACUAAUUCUUACAUUUCGGAAAAUGGCUAGUGCAGAUAGAAAAAAAGUUGCACUUAUUACCGGCGUAAAUGGACAGGAUGGUUCCUAUUUAGCAGAAUUCUUGCUAAACAAAGGCUAUGAAGUGCAUGGCAUUAUUCGCAGGGCCAGUACCUUUAACAACAGCAGAAUAGAACAUUUAUAUGGGGAAUCAUAUGCUCGUAAAGGUGGAAAGUUUCAGUUGCAUUAUGGUGAUAUGACCGAUUCCAGUUGCCUUGUAAAAAUUAUUAACAAAGUCAAACCUAUAGAAAUCUAUAAUUUAGCUGCUCAAAGCCAUGUUAAAGUUUCUUUUGAUUUAAGCGAAUAUACUGCUGAAGUCGAUGCUGUUGGUACUCUUAGACUUUUAGAUGCUAUCAGAACCUGUGGCCUCGAAAAUUAUUCAAAAUUUUACCAAGCUUCCACCAGUGAACUUUAUGGUGAUGUUAAAGCCAUACCGCAAAAUGAGGAAACCCCUUUUAAUCCUAGGUCCCCUUAUGCAUGUGCCAAACUUUAUGCUUAUUGGAUCGUAAUAAACUAUAGGGAUGCUUAUAAUAUGUUUGCUUGCAAUGGUAUUCUUUUUAAUCAUGAAAGUCCUAGGAGAGGUGAAACAUUCGUUACUAAAAAAAUAACUAGAGAAGUGGCUAAGAUUCACUUGGGCCUCAGUGAAUGCUUGGUUUUAGGAAAUUUAAACUCUAAAAGGGAUUGGGGACAUGCCAGAGAUUAUGUCGAAGCUAUGUGGAUGAUGCUUCAACAAGAAAAACCAGAAGAUUUUGUCAUAAGUACAGGCGAAACCCAUAGCGUAAAAGAAUUUGUUGAGGAGGCUUUUAAGCAUGUAGGCAAAGAAAUUGUCUGGGAGGGUGAAGGGCUUAAAGAAGUGGGCAAGGAAAAAGACACUGGAAUUAUUAGGGUUAGAGUUGAUCCCAAAUAUUUUCGACCUACAGAUGUUAAUUUUCUUCUGGGUGACUCAAGUAAAGCUAAAAAGGCUUUUGGUUGGACGCCCAAAGUUUCAUUUCUCGAGUUAGUGAAAGAAAUGAUGGUAGCUGAUAUUCAGCUAAUGAAGCAGCAGAAAAAUACAUCCCUUGAGAGAGUCUCUUAAUUUUCUCCUUGUAUUUUUGUAUGCACAAAAUGGUAUUUGGUAAAUUGCAACUUAAAACUCUAUUUAAGUAUGUUAAGCUACUAAGAGGUAUUAAAUAUUGAUAAAAAGGGACUAUUGCAUUUAACAAUUAAGUUAUUUUGUAAAUAUACGCUAAGAUUACUGGAAAGUUAAUUUAUAAAAAGACUUAUAUUCCAUUAGUAAAGACAUUUCUUGAGAGUUACUAUAAUAGAUUGUAUGAUUGGUUGUAAUUUACAAAUAAAUAUAUUUACAGCUU
This is a messenger RNA of Anthonomus grandis grandis, 1530 nucleotides long. RefSeq names its product GDP-mannose 4,6 dehydratase (gene Gmd). Gene Ontology annotation, biological process: GDP-mannose metabolic process. The record is from RefSeq and is a predicted model, not a curated record. NCBI's taxonomy places the organism in Eukaryota, Metazoa, Arthropoda, Insecta, Coleoptera, Curculionidae. Gene Ontology annotation, molecular function: GDP-mannose 4,6-dehydratase activity. The transcript has 7 exons. The coding region runs from base 168 to 1256 and encodes 362 amino acids.